AUGGUGCUCCACCGCCCAGCGCCCAGCGCGGAUCAAGAUGACCCGGGCGCCUUUUCAUUCGCAAGCACGAACCGGUUGCAUGCGCGCCGGGGUCCCAAAGACCCGGACACGAUCUUCGUAGGGGAGACGCCCGAUUUUGUGUACUUGAUUGAUUCGCUGGGUAAUGUGUUGGUGGACGAUAUCCAGGAAAAAAAGUGUGUAAGUGUAACUUUCUUUGAGACACAGCAUCACAAAUUUGCUCUACAUGACAAAGAAAACCUGUCAUGCGUGGCUUAUAAGGGAAAACACACAUGGAAAGAGGACUUCGUGUCUGUCUGGCAUGACAGGUGUAACUCUGUUGCAUGCUCUGCAACACAAGUUUACACUUACACAGUUUUUUUCUUGCAUAGACGACGAUCUCCGUCUGGUACAGCCCGAGGACUUGACCUGGUCGUCGCAGGGAAAGGUGCAAGUAGUAAACAAGCGGAAACUAUCCUGAGUAAAAACGUACCCACACCAGAGUUGUAAUGCAGAUUUGCAAAGACAGGAAGACUUGUAAUGCGCAUCCCCAUGAGAGCCAUUUCCAAUCGUGUUUUGGAAUUUGUGAUGCUGUGAACAGGAUGAGCAGAUGAAUCUGUGACGCGGCUGCACUUGCUAACCUGCACUACGCUGCAGAGUGCAGCUUGUCAUGCGUGACUCACAAAACUCCGAGGUUUGUGUUGCAAAAUCCUCAUCCUGACUCUGGUGUGGGUACGUUUUUACUCAGGAUAGAAACAAGGAAGUAAGAGCAGCAGACCGGCACGUCCCACCGCGGGUUCUUUCGGGCUGCUGCAGAGCCGAGGCGACGCUGUGGUUCUGGACGAAGCGCACGCGAAGAAGCGACCCCUGGUCAAGGACGUGUCGGAGCAGAUUGCAGCGGACUUUGCGAAGUCGGUGAAGCAGUCGACGAAAUACCUCGGAUAUGCGCCAACGGUGUCCACGGGCGGGUUCCAGGCGAAGCCUGUGUUUCCCCAGCAGCACACGCAGUACAGUGCAACGGGACAGUGGAAUUCGAAGUUGUUCGAUGACUACUUGGAGGACACCAACGCACGUCUCAUGCGGUCCGUGGAAAACAUGCGGCAAAGUCAGAACGGCGACUAUUCAAGGCGAAAAGCGUGGCGGUUUUUUGUCUCAGAAGGGCUAUGCCAUUUUUGCAUGAUGGUUCUUUGAUAAUCUCCUCGCCAUGAUGUGCUGCUGUCAGCUGAUUCGAUUGGAUUUUCAAUCGCGUGACCGCAUUAAAUUCUGAUACAUAGAUACAACAAUCAAAGGUCAUGCUGGUCAUCCACUCAACCAUGCAAGCAUAAGCAACGCCCGAGGUGUACUAGUUCAACGCAUUAUUUUGCUUCUUGAUUGCAGCAAACCGGAGGGAACGACACACUUGACUCCUCGCGCACGGCAACGCGAUGGGGCCUAUUUCAAGGUACUAUGGCAAGAACGGAUUUUCUCUUUUUUGCAAAGUUGUGGCAGUUGUACGUACAAGUCGGGGGAGACUUCUGAAGGCCCAUACCCACUAUAUUUUUUUAUGUCAUUCUGCUUUACAUAUGUCGUGCGUAGCAGUUAUAUCAAUUUACAUGAUCAAGCAAGAGGGUUGCACACUCCGACGUCGGGCUGGCUGCCCGAUGUCGACCAGCUUCCGCUGGUUCUCUGUCCUCUAUCUAGAAUCUCCGCUUCGUCCGGGCUUGCCUGGACUCGGCGUUUUUUCCCCGCCCUCCCACCCAGCUGCUGCAGCUUCAUUGCGAGAUACCCUGCGGCACCCCCCGCAAGCCUCCCCAGAUGUUCGGUGGGCCAUGUCGUGUUCCACGGCUUGGCCCACCUUCACGUCCGGGGCGUGGCUCUGUGGGGUUUGAGAGCUUGGCUCGCGCGGCUUGCUACUUGUAGCUCGCUGUGCCGGCCGGGUUCUCUUCUUGCUCGCCAGUGUGACCGUCGCAGGGCGUCCCGCGACGAGGACUGCAGCGCGCGUCAGCACUGCCUUCGAUUAUCAUCGUUUCCGCGCGCUUUCGCUCGUUGGGUGAAUUGCGCCAGGAAUGUGAAUUUAUAUGUCGUGCGUAGCAGUUAUAUCAAUUUACAUGAUCAAGCAAGAGGGUUGCACACUCCGACGUCGGGCUGGCUGCCCGAUGUCGACCAGCUUCCGCUGGUUCUCUGUCCUCUAUCUAGAAUCUCCGCUUCGUCCGGGCUUGCCUGGACUCGGCGUUUUUUCCCCGCCCUCCCACCCAGCUGCUGCAGCUUCAUUGCGAGAUACCCUGCGGCACCCCCCGCAAGCCUCCCCAGAUGUUCGGUGGGCCAUGUCGUGUUCCACGGCUUGGCCCACCUUCACGUCCGGGGCGUGGCUCUGUGGGGUUUGAGAGCUUGGCUCGCGCGGCUUGCUACUUGUAGCUCGCUGUGCCGGCCGGGUUCUCUUCUUGCUCGCCAGUGUGACCGUCGCAGGGCGUCCCGCGACGAGGACUGCAGCGCGCGUCAGCACUGCCUUCGAUUAUCAUCGUUUCCGCGCGCUUUCGCUCGUUGGGUGAAUUGCGCCAGGAAUGUGAAUUUAUAUGUCGUGCGUAGCAGUUAUAUCAAUUUACAUGAUCAAGCAAGAGGGUUGCACACUCCGACGUCGGGCUGGCUGCCCGAUGUCGACCAGCUUCCGCUGGUUCUCUGUCCUCUAUCUAGAAUCUCCGCUUCGUCCGGGCUUGCCUGGACUCGGCGUUUUUUCCCCGCCCUCCCACCCAGCUGCUGCAGCUUCAUUGCGAGAUACCCUGCGGCACCCCCCGCAAGCCUCCCCAGAUGUUCGGUGGGCCAUGUCGUGUUCCACGGCUUGGCCCACCUUCACGUCCGGGGCGUGGCUCUGUGGGGUUUGAGAGCUUGGCUCGCGCGGCUUGCUACUUGUAGCUCGCUGUGCCGGCCGGGUUCUCUUCUUGCUCGCCAGUGUGACCGUCGCAGGGCGUCCCGCGACGAGGACUGCAGCGCGCGUCAGCACUGCCUUCGAUUAUCAUCGUUUCCGCGCGCUUUCGCUCGUUGGGUGAAUUGCGCCAGGAAUGUGAAUUUAUAUGUCGUGCGUAGCAGUUAUAUCAAUUUACAUGAUCAAGCAAGAGGGUUGCACACUCCGACGUCGGGCUGGCUGCCCGAUGUCGACCAGCUUCCGCUGGUUCUCUGUCCUCUAUCUAGAAUCUCCGCUUCGUCCGGGCUUGCCUGGACUCGGCGUUUUUUCCCCGCCCUCCCACCCAGCUGCUGCAGCUUCAUUGCGAGAUACCCUGCGGCACCCCCCGCAAGCCUCCCCAGAUGUUCGGUGGGCCAUGUCGUGUUCCACGGCUUGGCCCACCUUCACGUCCGGGGCGUGGCUCUGUGGGGUUUGAGAGCUUGGCUCGCGCGGCUUGCUACUUGUAGCUCGCUGUGCCGGCCGGGUUCUCUUCUUGCUCGCCAGUGUGACCGUCGCAGGGCGUCCCGCGACGAGGACUGCAGCGCGCGUCAGCACUGCCUUCGAUUAUCAUCGUUUCCGCGCGCUUUCGCUCGUUGGGUGAAUUGCGCCAGGAGUGUGAAUUUAUAUAAUGUUUGUUCCACCUUGUCGAAAAGGAAAAAAAUCGGAAUCAGGAUCGCGUUGCGAAGAACCGCGAGCGCAUUCGCGGUGCCCGGUUUGCGUAUUUUGCCCAGCAAAACAUGGACGAGUUGGAACUUUUGGAGAAGGCACCGGACUGGGUGGCGGAGGGGAAGCUUUCGGAGUGGGACGAGCACCGGCACUUCCAAUCGCACAAUGAGGACGGGAGUCCGAAGAGCUACGCCACGCUGGCCGACGAGUUUAUGAAGCACAACCGCGACGUGCCGAUGACCAAGCGGAAGAUGCGUGCACUCGUGGAGGCCCGCGAGGCGGAGAAAGUGGAGGAGCUCGCGCGGCUUCGCCAGGCGAAUGAAAAAAUGCUCUCGCUGGACAAGCCCACGGUGGAAUCCCGGAAGCGAUCGUCAAAAUUCGGAUUGGAAACGGGUUCGGGUGCGUUCGAGCGCCGGUACAGCCCCGCCAACCGGCUCGCCCCCGGCCCGGUGGUGGCCGACCUGGCCGUGCAGGAUCUGCGGGCCGCCGCGGAAGCGCUCGAGCGGGAGGAUAUCAAAUGCAAAAAUGUCUGGGUCUGGAAGGAUGCAACUUGUGAUGCGCAUUUCACAACACACAAAAAUCUCUCAUGCAUAGGUAGCAAAAGCUGCCCACUUUCUGUCACCAAAAUGGGGGAUUUGUCAUGUUGAUUUGGCAUUGCUGAAGCUUCUCGAAGCCUGUGAUGCUAGAGCUUCCAUGCCAGACCUUCUGUGUCAUGCAAAAACAGUAUGACUCUUCCAGACCCAGACAUUUUUACAUUUCAUAGAGGACGAGCUCAUGCAACGCAGAGACGCCGCAGUCGGAGUGGUCGCGCGGCGCCCCAAGUCCGCACCCGCGGUGGAGACUACUACAUCCAGUGCUGCGGAGGGUGCAGCUCCUGUGCUGGACGACACGAUGAACAACUCGCUGAAUUAUACCAUGAAGAGUGGCGCUGGUGCACUUUCCACGUCUAGCAGCAAACAACCCGGUGGAGGAAGCAGAUCUAGUGGUCUCACGACCCGCCAGGGGGAGAACAUCAAGAUGGCGUAUCACCACUCCCGGGGGAUGGUGAGACCCCUGGGUGCACCCGGGUGGAACUCGUGUCCCCGGUCCGCCAAGACCUUUGACGGCAUCGCACCGGCGCACCACUGGAAGAAGCGCCAGGGUUCGCGCCGCCCGGAUGGAACCAGUGCGUACGAGCGGGUCGGUGGGCAGCAUCACCGCAUCCCGACCUCCGCCUCCGACGUCGGCCAGCACUUCCCGAGGGGCGCCGCCGACCGCCUGCGCCAGGUCAUUUUCACCCGAGCAAAAGCCAAGGCGAGACCGCCGGUUGCAGUGCCGGAAAGGCCGCUAUUCACGCAAGGCGGAACACUGCUCAGUGAGCAGCCCCGUUUCUUGUCAUACCAGAAAUCGGUGGAACCUGGCGAAUUAGAUGUAGCGGAACACGAGGCAGCGGCAAAAGAUUUUGAGAACUACGCCAACGAGAACAACAACGUCGUUGACCGACAGGACGUCUCGGGCUAUCGGGUGGUAACCAAACAAGACGACAUCACCUCUCAAGGCUACGACGAGGGAGAUAUGGCGAGUGGCGGAUCACGAGGAGAUUUGCUAAAAUCCGGAACGUCAGGACCCCUGGAUAAGAGCGGUAAGUACUUGUGUUGAAGACCUUUGUUGUUUAGUCUUCCUCUUCUAAAAAUUCAGUCCAAAGCAUGUACAGCUAAGUUCAAGGUCGUUCUUAGGAGACAGACUACUUAAAUGUUUUUACGUGCACACAACGAAAGGAAAACUGAAACUUUUCAGUAAUCGUAAAAAUAUCAACGGCAGAUCAUGUUACUUUAUCCUGAUACUCGACUGAUAGAUUUUCUGCUCCUUCAGGUACAGGGAGGAACAAGAGUAACGUGACCGUCAGUGAAGACAUUGACGCACUGAUACAGCGCACGCUCGAAGGCCACUUGCGUAAAGCGAUAGCGGAAGAGGGGCCGGACUCGGAGCGCGCGCUCGCCAUAUCCAUGAAGUUGGGUCUAAGCCGGACACCGAGUCGGAAGCCGCCGUCUUCUUCAAAGGCCUCGGUGCUUGGGAAAGAGCCCUCGGGCGCAGACUUUCCGGAUUCUGAUGACGUCCCGCCCACGACGGAGGAGGAAACCAUCUUUGUGCCCCCGACCAAACAGGAGGCCAGGGUGAGUGCCGCGCAGGGACGCGGAAGCAGCACAGCUAGUGCCGCUGAUCGCGGAACGACUGGUAGCAAAAAAAGCGCUUCUGCUAGUGGUGCUGCAACACGACCUGCCGGCGUCAAAAAGUACAAGGAGCUGGGUGCUACAGUGGACGCCAGGGAAGUAAGUGAGUUCAACAGAACGAGCAAAGAACCAAGAAAUGCCAACGACGCGGAUGAGCAACAAGAUUACUCGGAGCCGCGUUCACUCUCGGAGUUGGUUGCGACGGGACGUGGUACUAUCAGUAAAGGACCCCGGGAUAAAGCCGCGUUCACGAAAGAGCGCGGCUCGAGCGCAGACUCAGCCGAACGUAACAGAGACAACCAGGCAGGUACUCGUCCUUCCGGUCCAGCGGCCGCGGCCACACGGUCUUCUAAUGACGCAAGUCGGAGGACCUCGAGAGCUCACGAUGACACCGAGGGUAGCUAUGCGCGGUCGCGGUCGCCCCCUUUACCGACCGAAGCUCCCGCCUUCCACAUGCUGGUUUCCCGGUUCUCCCAGCCAGAACCCAACGAGGCCGGGCAAGCCAUCCGCGGCCUUCGCGACCCGCUGACAAACCUUCCGCCCGAAACGAGUCCGCUGGACGAAAACCGAAAGCAACAGCACUUCGGGGAGCGCCGGCUCGACCCGCGUGACGGUAUUCCACUGUCCUACGACGCGUGGCUUACCAAGUAUCCAUGGAGCAGCGACGACCAGGCGCGCGAGGUUUGGGGCGAGCUGAUUUUGCACCACAUGUCCCAGGGGGACGACCACGAGGUGCGGACAAGCGCGGCGCUUGCAGUCGCACCGGGAAGUGGACGCGCGACCAGCUCAAAAAAUAACAGAGCGGGGGCCAGCACUCCAACGAGAAAAACCUCGUUGGACGAAGAACAACCACCCGUCCCGCGAUUGCCUUCUCAACAAAAGAGCUACCGUCGUGACCAACAGACUCCGAGCCCGCCGCGGCAGCAGGGGCAACCGGUGCCGGAGGUGCGCCCGACGCAAGUGGACUUUCCGGCCAAGCGAGUCGGGCAAGACGGCAGAAGUCCGGGCUUGCUCGGGGCCGGACGGGGGGUCGGGGGGUUCGAUAUGUUUGGCCCCAGCAAACGGCCGACAAAGCCGGCGGAAAGUUUACCCGCCCCGUACAACACCAGUCACGUUGGUCCCGGGGGGGCGACCAAAGUCGCUUUUCCCUUCGGUAUGAACGCCUCUCUACAACCACUCACGGCGGCGACGGCCCAUCCUUUCGCCACCGAUGCGAUGAUACCAACCCGCAUUCCAAUGCGCGGGGACCACCGCGGAGUAGGAACAAUGGCAGCGUCCUCCCGUGGUGAAACCAAUCCAUAUUUUGCAUCACCCAGCACCGCCGCAGCACCACCAGGCCGAGGACGCCCGGGAGCGAGUACGAGCCCCUUCGCGCAGCGGCUUUUCGGUUACCAGGGUGCAGCUAGGGGGGAAUCUUUUUCAAACCCCGCAACAUCCGCCUCGCCGAGUAAGCAGAACUUCAUGUUUAUGCCAGAAGGAGCAGCGGCGGGCCACGACAAUCAGCAGUGGAUUGCGAUGAUGCUUGCCACUCAGCAACAGUUGCUUGCCGCGCUCGCAGCGCAAAAUAUGGGUGGCGGGAUACUUGUACCGCAGCUUCCGGGAUCAGGGUCUUCAUCUUCCGCUAGCUAUACCCCCUCCACCGAACGAGGACCCCCUCCACGAACCAGGACCAGCAAGGCCGAUGUAGAAGCAGCAGUGACAGUAAGAACGCCAGCAGUUCCAGUUCAGCAGCUGCCCUGGGCGAGAGCACCAGAUCAUGAGGUAUUUCAACCAAGAAGCAGGACUACGUCGCCUGAAAAGGUAGCCUCUGCGUCGAGUAGAACUGCAGCUGCAGCCAACAAGGUUCUGAUCGACUACGAUACGAGAGUCAGUCAGAUAGGGACCAUGUUAGACGCAGAGAAACAUCAAACAGCCGAUCAUCUUGACGGCGACCAGGUGGAGGUGCGGGGAACGCGACCACCAGCACCAUUGAAAUUGCUAACGCAGUUCACACGCGCCACACCAAACACAAAUUUUCACGCGAGCUGCGAAACAUCGCUGGAGGAACCCAUCGGCAAAGCAAAUGAUGAAACUACCACAACCAACAACUACGUUGCUGUAGCUGCUGUUGACGAUGUAAUUGUGGACUCGUAUAAAAAUGUAGUUCCAGAAGUUGCGAGAGCACAGCUUUUGCAAGAUGCAGCUACACCAGAUGAAAGUCGUGCAAAGGACUUGGUCCAGAGCUGCAGCAGAGCGGCGAGAAAAUUUGAUCCAGUGGAACCACCGGCUGAGAUCAUUUCCGAGGAAUUUUAUUCCCCGGGAGUAAAGAGACCGUCUCUAGACGCGGGGCUUGGUUCUCCAGACCAACCGGGCCGGUCGUCGCCGGAGGUGCCGCGUUUGGUCGUCUCGUCCGCCGAGGCGGAGGGGGCAGAAAAAAAGUCACCGCUGGUGCCGGGGGGACGCGAGGACAAUAUUAAGACAGCGGUUGUUCAUGUUGACCUUGACGUCGAGAUCGAGCGAAAUGGUGCUGGGCCCGUGCAGCUAUUAGAUCUCAGCGUGGGGGGCGAAACUAUUUCACGAGCGGACACGACAGAGGACAACGCCUCGUCUUCUCGUUUGUUCGCGGGGGCCGAACCCGAUGUCGCUUGUUCGUCGUCCACGACAGGAUCGCAAUUCCGGAGCAACCAGGCGCAGCUGGCCGAGCCGCGGCGCGGUGACGAGCCGCCCCGGGCACGCAGCAACGUGAGUUGGCGACGGUCAGGUGACUUGCCAGAAAAUAUUAAGGGAGAGCGCACCAACAAAAGCGGCUUCAGCGACAUGUUGUUCGAUCCCGCGACGGCACUCUCAUCGGCACCCACGCCCGCCACGGCAACCACCGCGACCGCGAGUCGCCUCGAUCACCUACUGGCGCAGGCCGCGGCCCGGGAGGUACAGCUCGAGGAACCUGGGUUGUUCGAGAGAAACCCACUGCUGGCCGCAUCAAGGGACGGCGGAGAGCGGCAACUUUCUUCGUUCGGAACCCCGGGCGGCGGAGCUCCACUUCAUCCCGGAGGUACAACUAGAAACACCAAAAGUCCGACGACCCGCAGCGAAGCGAAUUCUCUAUCGCCGUCCACGGCUGGGGCAGCCACCCGGAAGAUCGAGCACCUGUCCGGGGGGUUGUUCGAGAGCUUCGCCGGCGUGCGGGGCCGCUUGCGCAGCACCGGGGGCAACAACUCCGCCUCCUCGCCAGAGAUGGAUCACCGCUCGCUACAGGAAGCCAAGGCGAAAGUUAUGAAGAAUCUCUUCUCGCAGUCCUCGGGUCCCCCGCGCCAACGCGUCCACCGUGGCGCUGCUAGUACUGGUGCAGCAAGCACGCCGAAGAUCUACACGCCGUUGCCGGAGAUGCAAUGAAAAAUUUCGAGACAAUUAAUUAUCAUCAUUUCCAUGAAACAAAAAGUAAAUAGAAACACAGGAAGAUGAUGAACACGUACACGAGGCAUAGAUACUUACUCCUCAUGAUGAGUGUCGUUUUCGAGCCUUACUAUUCAUUGCUUCGUACCAGUACCAGUUAAGAAAUGUGCCGUCUCUGGGUGAGAAAUGCCUUAGUGCCACGUGCUCGUCUCCUGGAGCACCCGACUGAUGAUACAAAAUCAAUGAACAAGGAAUAAAAGAAUGCCAAACUACCAAUAGAUUCUACUGCGGAAUAUCGUUUUCAAACAUAACAAUGGUUUUAUUAGCAAGUGCCACAACAUUGAUUUUUGUUUAAUCAUUUUCAUGUGUGUGCUGCAGGUCCAGGUGCAGCUUCACUCACUCUUAUUCAUGCAUCGUUUCAUCUGUUUUUUAAUUUUAGCUCCUAGUUCAUCAUCAUCCACCUCGUACGUGCUUCCUUCUAGCGCUAGCCUGUUCGUUGGGGCCAGCACUCACGGCCUACUUCCAAUCACACACAUCAAUCAUACUAAACCAGUAGUCAUCUGGAAAAGGCUAAAAGCUUGAGCUUCCCUGGUUAUAUUUUGAUUUGCUGUACAGUAUUACUUAACUACUAACUCUAAGGAUUGAACGAGAUGCACAUGCAUGCUGUGAACAAUUUUCUGCUUCUGUAUUCAUAAAGCUCAGUGGCAGUUGACUGGGCCUGGUCGGAAUUUCGAAUGCGAAUCUCAACAGGAAAUGAAAGAUUUAGGAAACCAUGCUCGCAGAUUUAGCAAACCACCUUGUCUGUACAGAUUCAUUGAACACCACCAAUAUUUUCCUUCUCAUUCAUAUUUUUAUGUCAGGUUUCGUGGGACAU
Messenger RNA from Amoebophrya sp. A120, 10036 nucleotides. The record is from the annotation of a GenBank genome assembly. NCBI's taxonomy places the organism in Eukaryota, Dinophyceae, Syndiniales, Amoebophryaceae.